GUGAAGAGGGAAGGAGAGAGUUAGCAGACAACGGGAUGAGCUGAGGAGCGUGGGAUGACACAGUGGGUUUGGAAGGAGGAGAGACGGAGCACACGUGACGUCAACCCCGAGCGGAGCAGAGCGGAGCUGACCAGCCGCCGCUCUCUGCGCCUCUGAACGCGGCUGCAUCUGCUUUAAAAACACCGCGGAGGAGGAGGAGGAACCGCGGAGGUCUGAUAGGGAGAGACCGGAGGAGGAGGAGGAGGAGGAGGAAGAAGCUCAUCCCCGCGCUGCACGGGAACGCAUCGGACGCGUUAUUUAUUUACUGAAUGGGAACAUGCCUGUUUGCCUCGCGCAGUCAGACAGGUGUUAUAAAUGCGCGAGAUGGAGCUUUGAUCUGCGCCGGAGGGCUCGCGCUGAUCGUUGAUCCUGAAUGUGGAAGAUCACGCGCAGCAACAAGUUUGAGAUUAUGAAUUUUGUCUGGAUUCAGAAUUUGGAUGUAUUGGAUUUUUUGUUCUGCAUUUUUACCACGGCUGGUGAUCCUUUUGGGAACCCUAAGAAAAACUGGGAAUUCCUUUAACGUGUUAAUUCUGCUGUGGUUCGGCUCUGCGCGUAAAAAAGAACCGGAUCAUCCGACCCGCUUCCUAAAAGAAGCUCAUUCUUUUCUACCAGCGGUUCUCCUUGUGUUCCACUGGUCCCGGCUUUGCGUGGCGCCGCGACCCCUGAUGGUGCCCACGGUUCGGUCACAGUGGCUCGAGCUGAUGCUGCUGGUUGAACGCGCCACCCGGUGAUUUUACCAGGCGGGGAUCGUGAUGGCUGGUCUGUCCGUGGCAGGAUAGGUACGAAUGGUUCUUUAAGGGAUCAGAUCUGUUGACAAUGACCUCCAGUCGAGCUCUGCCCCGCGCCGUUCCCACCCCAACCCGAGAGAAAAGCACGCGCCCUCGGUUCGAUGCGCACGAGAAGACGUCGUGUCCCCAGAACCGCUGAUCCGACUGACAGUCCGGAGAGGAGGAAAAGGAGGAGGAGAAGGGGGGCACACACUGACACAGACGAUCAGAGCUGAGAGGCGGUGAUGGAGCUGUCGGAGGUGCGGUGCUCCAGCGCCAGCGAGGAGCUGUACACCAUCAACAAGACGCCGAGCAGCAGCGGCAACAGCAGCGGCAGCGGCAGCGCGCGGCCCAAGCGGCUGCUGUGGCAGAACGCGGUGCGGCACAUCACCGAGCAGCGCUUCAUCAACGAGCAGGGCGGCGGCGGUACCGGGGGGAUCAAAGACGACCCUUUCGACCCGAUCCAGGAUGCGCGGAAGCAAUCCGCGGGCCGGACCUCUAUAGGGGACCGGCACAACAACGGCGGGACUAAAGUGUUCCCUGAGCGCGCCAGCAGCGACCUGGGCUUCCUGCAGAUCGACUGCGCGCCCAGCAACUCGGACUUCUUCCUGAACUGGGGCUACACGUACCGGGGCGUGAUCUUCCCCACGCUGCGGAACGCCUUCAAGUCCCGCGACUUGGAGCAGCUCUACCAGCGCUACUUCCUGGGUCAGAGGCGCAAAUCGGUGGUGGUAAUGAACAUCCUGGACGUGGUGACCAAGCUCACCCUGCUGGUGCUGCACCUCACCCUGGCCUCCACCCCUAUGGACCCCAUCAAGGGAACGCUGCUGGGCUUCUUCACCGGCAUAGAGGUUGUCAUUUGUGCCUUAGUGGUGGUGCGGAAGGACACCACCUCGCACAGCUACCUUCAGUACAGUGGCGUGGUCACCUGGGUGGCCAUGGCCACCCAGAUUCUGGCGGCCGGCCUGGGCUACGGGCUGCUGGGGGAUGGGGUGGGCUACGUCCUGUUCACGCUGUUCGCUACCUACAGCAUGCUGCCGCUGCCGCUCACCUGGGCCAUCCUGGCCGGUCUCUUCACCUCCGGGCUGCACAUCCUGGUCCAGCUGCUCAUCUCUGAGAGCGCACAGCUCUUCACCAACCAGGUCACAGCUCAGGCUGUGCUCUUCAUGUGCAUGAACACUGCUGGGAUAUUUAUCAGUUACCUGUCUGACCGGGCUCAGCGGCAGGCCUUCCUCGAGACCCGGCGCUGCAUCGAAGCUCGCCUGAGACUGGAGACAGAGAACCAGAGACAGGAACGUCUGGUGUUAUCCGUGCUGCCACGUUUUGUAGUUUUGGAAAUGAUCAACGACAUGACAAAUGUAGAGGACGAACACCUCCAGCAUCAGUUCCACAGAAUUUACAUCCACCGCUACGAGAAUGUCAGCAUUCUUUUCGCAGAUGUUAAAGGCUUCACCAACCUCUCCACGACGCUCUCUGCCCAGGAGCUGGUACGAAUGUUGAACGAACUCUUUGCACGCUUCGACCGUCUCGCACACGAGCACCACUGUCUACGAAUAAAGAUCUUGGGAGACUGUUACUACUGUGUAUCUGGUCUACCUGAGCCCAGACCAGACCACGCACACUGCUGCGUGGAGAUGGGACUGAGCAUGCUCAAAACCAUCAGAUACGUCAGAUCACGUACGAAACAUGACAUCGACAUGCGUAUUGGGAUCCACUCGGGCUCGGUGCUGUGUGGCGUUCUAGGACUCAGGAAGUGGCAGUUUGACGUCUGGUCCUGGGACGUGGACAUUGCCAACAAGCUGGAGUCUGGAGGCAUCCCUGGGCGAAUCCACAUCUCCAAAGCAGCUUUGGACUGUUUGAAUGGCGACUAUGAGGUGGAGGAAGGACAUGGGAAGGACCGCAACGACUUCCUUCGGCGCCACAACAUCGAGACAUACCUGAUCAAGCAGCCCGAGGAGAGUCUGCUCACCCUGCCGGAGGACAUCAUGAAGGAGGCGGCCAGCUCGGCUGACCGCCGGGCAAGCAGCGCCACCUUCAACGAGGCCUCCUGGAGUCCUGAGCUCCCCUUCGACAACAUUGUGGGAAACCAAAACACUCUGGCUGCCCUAACGAGAAAUUCGAUAAAUCUGCUUCCAAACCAUCUUGCACAAGCUUUGCAUGUCCACUCUGGUCCUGAGGAAAUUAACAAGCGAAUAGAGAGUGCCAUCGACUUACGGAGUGGCGAUAAGUUGAGAAGAGAGCAUAUCAAGCCUUUCUCACUGAUGUUUAAAGACUCCAGCCUGGAAGAGAAGUACUCACAGAUGAGGGACGAGGUUUUCAAGUCCAACCUGGUCUGCGCCUUUAUUGUGCUCAUCUUCAUCACAGCUAUUCAAAGCCUGCUUCCCUCUGCCAGAAUGGUGACAAUGGUGAUCCAGUUUUCGAUCCUCAUCGUCCUCCACUCCUGCCUGGUUCUAGUUACGACGGCGGAGGACUACAAGUGUCUGCCUCUGGUCCUGAGAAAAGCUUGCUGCUGGAUUAAUGAGACAUAUGCAGCGCGAAACGUCAUCAUAUUCAUCUCAAUCCUUAUUAACUUCCUCGCAGCAAUGAUCAAUAUUCUAUGGUGUGACUUCGAUAAGCCCAGCACCUUCAGGAACCAGACGUACAACGAGUCGGCCUCCAUCCCAGACAUCUGCUUCUACCCAGAGUAUUUUGUAUUCACAGGGGUGCUGGCGAUGGUCACUUGCGCGGUGUUCCUGCGGCUGAACUCUGUGCUGAAACUAGCUGUGCUGUUGGUGAUGAUCGCCAUCUACUCCCUGCUGACUGAAGCUUUCUACACCUCGCUGUUUGUUCGUUACGACACCGUGCACCACAACACGGAAAACUUCUUGGGAACCAAAGAGACAUCUCUGCUCCUGAUGGCCAUGUUUCUCCUCGCCGUGUUUUACCAUGGUCAACAGCUAGAGUACACGGCCCGGCUGGACUUUCUGUGGCGUGUCCAGGCUAAAGAGGAGAUCAACGAGAUGAAGGAGCUGCGAGAACACAAUGAGAACAUGCUGAGGAACAUCCUGCCCAGCCACGUGGCCCGGCACUUCCUGGAGAAGGACCGAGACAACGAGGAACUGUACUCCCAGUCCUACGAUGCUGUGGGUGUGAUGUUUGCCUCCAUCCCGGGCUUCGCAGACUUCUACUCCCAGACUGAGAUGAACAACCAGGGAGUCGAGUGCCUGCGGCUCCUCAACGAAAUCAUUGCUGACUUUGAUGAGUUGCUCGGCGAGGACCGUUUCCAGGACAUUGAGAAGAUCAAGACGAUCGGUAGCACCUACAUGGCUGUCUCUGGUCUGUCACCUGAAAAACAGCAAUGUGAAGAUAAAUGGGGUCACCUGUGUGCGUUGGCCGACUUCGCCAUCGCCUUGAACGAGAGCAUCCAGGAGAUCAACAAGCACUCAUUCAACAACUUCGAGCUGAGGAUCGGAAUGGCUCACGGUUCCGUGGUGGCAGGCGUGAUCGGGGCAAAGAAACCGCAGUACGACAUCUGGGGAAAGACGGUGAACUUGGCCAGCCGAAUGGACAGCACCGGCGUGAGCGGGAAGAUCCAGGUGCCCGAGGAGACCUACCAGAUCCUGAAGGAGCGGGGCUUCGCCUUCGAGUACCGUGGUGAGAUCUACGUAAAGGGCAUCAGUGAGCAGGAGGGCAAAAUCCGAACUCACUUCUUGCUGGGUCGGGUCCAGCCCAACCCGCUCAUCCUGCAGCCGCGCAAAAUCACCGGCCAGUACUCGCUGGCGGCCGUGGUGCUCGGCCUGGUGCAGUCGCUCAACAGGCAGAAGCAGAAGCAGAUUCUCAACGAGAACAACAACUCGGGCAUCAUGAAAGCCCACCACCACUACAACCGAAGGACGUUGUUAGCGCCCGGUGGGGCCGAGGUGGGCGGGGGCCAUCAUGCUGAAGCUCCUGAUAAGACUGAUUUGUCCUGAAGCGCAGAGCGGAGUUUUGGGUCCACACUGAUUCCUUAGAGGCAGGACUGCUCCGAGGUCAGAAAUCUUGUCUGCGGCUGAGUUAAACCUUGGUGGGUGAAGCAUCACAAAGAUUCUCAAGUUCUUGCUACAAACAGAUUCGGAAAAUAACAUUAUCAUUGCUAAAAUAUGAACAUUUAACAUUGUUUUCCGUGGCUGCUUGUUUUACUUAGACCAGCUUAUGUCAUUUAGGGCUUUUCCGAGUCAUGGGGAAGAAGAUGGUUUCUGUCAGAGUCAGUACUUUCAUGAGAGAAAGUAAGUCCGUUAGGAAGAAAUAGCAGCCAGGUCAUGUUGAUAAGGAGCAUACAUUUAAUGAUCAUCAGUGUGAGUAGGUCAAUAAAACCAAGAACUUUGGCCGUUUACAGGUUUGAGUUAACCCAAUGCAAACCCAGAAUUUCAGAGAAAGAAAAUAAUCAAUGUGCUGUAAUGGCCCAGUGUGCAAAAACAAAUGCCUGCAUGACCUGCAGCUGUUACAUUCAGACAGAAAAUAUCGACUGUGGGUUAUUGCUGCUAAAAGCUACAAGCUGUAGAAUCAGGGGUUUAGUUUUUGUCACGACUGUAUUGACAGAGAUGGAUACUUUAUUUUCCCCAUGACUUUAUCUGAUGUUUUCAGUUGAAUCAAAUGAAUGUAAGCUCAUGUUUAUCUCUGGUUCAUUAAAGUAUCUGUUAUCCUGAUACAAAGGACAGUUUGAACAUCUGGUAGCGGUUCUUUUCAUGAAUGUCAUGUAAAACUGAACGUCACUCAAAUGUUUUCACCUUUUUAAUUUACCAUACUGUAGAAGCGCCACCCACUUAGGUUUAAUCCAACCAGUGAGGUUUGUUCUUCAUCAUGAGCAGUUCAGCUUUUUAGGAAUGUAUGUAGAACUGAAACUCUACUUUGGAGAAGGAGGUGGUGGCGAUGCCGUGGAGUGGAUGGAUCAGUGGAAGGACUGGACCUUGCCAUUGCGCUCCAUUUCCAUCCUCCGUCUUCUGUUCACGUUCUUUUGGACAGAUUAUCUGGGACCGUCCCGACCAACAUUCCUGCUGUCCAUUCCCCUUUUAUCUCACCCUGCCUCAGACCCAUUCACACCUGAAACCCCGACCCCCUCUCCCUCCCAGACCUUCGCCUGGUGUCAAUGUUUCUUUUUUGUAUUUCUUUUAUAUAUGGAACACAAUAAAAAUGGGUCUAAUUUUUAUAGAA
Messenger RNA from Girardinichthys multiradiatus, 5975 nucleotides. RefSeq names its product adenylate cyclase 8 (brain) (gene adcy8). Gene Ontology annotation, biological process: intracellular signal transduction; adenylate cyclase-activating G protein-coupled receptor signaling pathway; cAMP biosynthetic process. The coding region runs from base 1052 to 4756 and encodes 1234 amino acids. The transcript has 18 exons. Gene Ontology annotation, molecular function: adenylate cyclase activity. The record is from RefSeq and is a predicted model, not a curated record. Lineage: Eukaryota; Metazoa; Chordata; Actinopteri; Cyprinodontiformes; Goodeidae. Gene Ontology annotation, cellular component: plasma membrane.